This is a messenger RNA of Cajanus cajan (pigeon pea), 532 nucleotides long. Its product is annotated as agamous-like MADS-box protein AGL80. Gene Ontology annotation, molecular function: DNA binding; protein dimerization activity. The record is from RefSeq and is a predicted model, not a curated record. Lineage: Eukaryota; Viridiplantae; Streptophyta; Magnoliopsida; Fabales; Fabaceae.
CUCUAUUGCAGCCAUGACUAGGAAGAAAGUGAAACUAGCUUUUAUCUCGGACAACACAGCAAGAAAAACCACGUACAAGAAAAGGAAGAAAGGUAUCAUUAAGAAGGUGAGUGAACUCACCAUCCUAUGUGGGAUUCCAGCAUGUGCUAUAAUUUCGAGUUCUUUCGAAUCCAAGCCAGAGAUUUGGCCAGAUCCAGAGAGGGCGAAGCAAAUGAUUGAAAAGUAUUUGAAUGAAGCUGUGUUAGAUCAAAACAAGAAUAUCAACCAAGAGAGUUUCAUCAUGCAGAGGAUUGACAAAGCACGUGAUCGACUAAAGAAGCUGCGUCAAGAAAAUUGUGAGAAGGAAACGACCUUGUCCUUGUUCCAGUACAUGCAAGGUAAAGACCUACCAGAUAAUGUUGAAGAACUGAAAAAACUCGAUAAGCUCAUUGAGAAGAAUAAGAAGGGGAUUGAAAUUAAAUAACUAAAUAAGAUGGUUACACUCAAUUAAUUGUUAGUUUAAUUACUAAGUGUUUAGAGGCAUGACCUCUAC